UUGCGUCGGCGCAUAAAGUUUGCUUUAUCUUUCAGCCCAGCAAGAAAGUUUUUUUUCCAGCUUUUCACAUAAAUUGCCACGCAAAAUAUGUUAAAAUCAGAGGUGCAGCAUCAAUACUGGAUUACCAAAAAGGUAGUGCAGCGCAAGCUGGGCAGCAAGGAGGACAAGCACAUCAUAUCCUCCGAUGCUGAACUGGAUGCUAAAAUUGAAAUCUUCAAAUCAAUAAGCGACACAAGUGCUGAGCUCUGCAAAAUCAUUGACCAAUACCAGGAGCGUCUAUGCAUAUUGUCGCAGGAGGAGUGUGUGUUUGGCCGCUUUCUCAAGGAGGCUGGCAAACGCAGCAAAACGACAGGCAGCAGCAUAACCAAUACGGGCAAGGCCAUGUCCUUUGCAGGACAGCAGCGCAUGUGUGUCCGUGUGCCAUUGCUGCGUCUACAGCAUGAGGUUGAUGUGUAUCGUUGUCGGGCUGUAAAGGACACCGAGCAGACGUUACAAACUAUGGAGAAGGAGCGAACGGAGUAUCGCGCUGCAUUGUCUUGGAUGAAGCAUACGGCGAGUCAAGACAUGGACCCAGAUACAGGCAAAGGCUUGGAUAAGUUUCGCACAGCCCAGGCCCAUGUUCGUGCAGCGAAACAUAACUUUGAUAGCUACUCCAUGGAUUCCAUACAAAAGAUUGAUCUGCUGGCGGCCGCACGAUGUAAUAUGUAUUCCCAUGCUUUGGUGGCGUAUAUCGCGGGUCUCAAGAGCUUUGCACAGAAAGCUGCUUCCACUUUUCAAUCCAUUUCCAACUCCUUGGUGCUGAAGCCACAAUACAACUUCUGUGUGCUUAAAGAACUGUCACAGAAUGAAGGUGGAGCUGCGACGCCUACAGCGCCAAUAGAACCCAUAGAGACGGUGGAUAAGGAUCAAACGCUUUUCUUUGCAGAGGACUAUCAGGACAAACCCAAGGCAGACGCGUCUACUGAGUCUAACUCUGCUGUGGAGCAGGAAAAGAAUGACGCUGUCGCUACAUCUAACGAAUCAUUACUCAUAGAGCUGUCCAAGCAGCUGGAAGAGAGUGUAGACACGCCGCUACUACUGGAAACUGAAGCUGACUUAAUGGACAACACCAGCAGUAGCAACAAUUUCUGGGCACGCAUGUUCAACCAACAACAACAGACGGCGCUGCCACAAUUAAGCAGCAACGCUACCGCUACCACGCCCACAGCUGCAACACCAGCGCCAGCUGCUGGCAAAAAUGCCAACAGUAACAAUCCAUGGUUUGAGCUAUUUGCUGAUCUUGAUCCCUUGGCUAACCCACAAGCAUUUGAUCUGAAGCUAAGUGGCGGACGACGUGUGGCAGAGCAGACAUAAAAUUUGCAUAAAACUAUAGCUAGCUAUAUAAAUUUUGUUCUUUAACUUUUCACACACACAUACGCAGGUUUGUGCAUAAAUGUC
This is a messenger RNA of Drosophila busckii, 1437 nucleotides long. It is a transcript of the gene ICA69, whose product is annotated as islet cell autoantigen 1. The transcript is spliced from 3 exons. NCBI's taxonomy places the organism in Eukaryota, Metazoa, Arthropoda, Insecta, Diptera, Drosophilidae. Gene Ontology annotation, cellular component: Golgi apparatus. Gene Ontology annotation, molecular function: protein domain specific binding. The record is from RefSeq and is a predicted model, not a curated record. Gene Ontology annotation, biological process: regulation of transport. The coding region runs from base 88 to 1353 and encodes 421 amino acids.